CACCUAAGAGAUUUUUUUGUUUUAAAAGUUGUGAAGAAACACUGGAGAAUUAUGAAAAUCACAUUUUUCUUUGCUGUAUUGUUCCUACUGGAUUUCUUCACUUUCUUUCAUGCUUAUCUGCAAUAUCCCUUGCCUGACAUAGAAGAUGCAAAGUUCAUUGAAGAUUGUGUGAGAGCUCACAACACAUUUCGAUCCAAAGUGAAUCCACAAGCCAGCAAGAUGCUUCGCAUGUCCUGGGAUGCUGCUUUAGCUAAGACUGCCAAAGCAUGGGCAAAGAAGUGCAAGUUUGACCACAAUACCUACCUUAAAAUUCCAGGAAAAAUGCACCCCACCUUCCCAUUUGUUGGAGAAAACAUCUGGACUGGCACAGCCCACAUCUUCUCUGUGGAUGCAGCUCUCAAGUCUUGGUUUAAUGAAGUCAGUAGCUAUGAUUUCAGCACCAAUACAUGUACUGACAAGUGUGGUCACUACACUCAGGUCGUCUGGGCAGAGAGUUACAAAGUUGGCUGUGCAGUUCACUUCUGCAAUACAGUAGAAAAUCUUCCAGGACUGUUCAAAGCAGCACAUUUUGUUUGUAACUACGGGCCAGCGGGGAAUUACCCAAGAAAACCAUAUAAAGAAGGACAGCCAUGCAGUAGAUGCAGUAAUGAGAAGUGUGUAGACAAGCUCUGUGGUAAGACCAAAGUGAUCAAGUAAGAAAAUUGCAUAGAAAUAAAAGUGGCAUAAUUAGAGUGGAAAGACAAUGAGUCAAUUUGCACUAAGUG
This is a messenger RNA of Sturnus vulgaris (Common starling), 764 nucleotides long. The record is from RefSeq and is a predicted model, not a curated record. Lineage: Eukaryota; Metazoa; Chordata; Aves; Passeriformes; Sturnidae.